Molecule: messenger RNA, 2700 nt
Organism: Ogataea haglerorum
Lineage: Eukaryota; Fungi; Ascomycota; Pichiomycetes; Pichiales; Pichiaceae
Exons: 1
Coding region: 1-2700 (899 amino acids)
Biological process (GO): N-glycan processing; carbohydrate metabolic process
Cellular component (GO): glucosidase II complex
Molecular function (GO): carbohydrate binding; alpha-glucosidase activity
Source: RefSeq, a predicted model, not a curated record
AUGCAUUGGACCCCUUUCGUAUUAAUCCUGCUGUCUUUGCUACCUGUGGAGGCAGUGAAGUCAUUCCUGUUCAAGAAAUGCAGUGAGUCCGGAUUUUGUUCCAGAAACAGACAUUUUGCAGCUGAGGUCGAGAAGCUGGGAGCGGAGUACGAUUCAAGGUACUCUGUCGAUCUGGAGUCGCUCAAGAUCGACUCCUCAGCGGGAGAUCUGCAUGCCACACUACUGAAAAUGCUCAAUGAUGGAUCUUUCGUGUCAUUGGAUAUGAACAUAAGCGUGCUGGAGGACGACAAUCUGCGGUUACAGAUUGACGAGGCGGAGAGAAAACCCGUUGUCGACCAUGUGACCGCUCGCCGGUUCAACGAGACGGCUAAAUGGGCACUAGCUGACCAACCUCACUUGCAAUCAUUCAGGCAUUCGGUGGACUCUGAGAAAAUCACCCUUGAAUUCCACGAGUACCGUGCCGAGAUUGAGCUCCACCCGUUCAAGAUCACGUUUCUGCGUGACGGAAGAGCUCAAUUGGUCCUUAAUGACCGAAAUCUCUUGAAUAUCGAGCACUACAGAACAAGGGAGCAGGAGAACGCAGAAAAUUCUAUUCACGUGGCUCCAGAGGAGUCUACUUUUGAUGCCUACACAGACAGCUUCAAAGAUUCUAAAGACGACAAGCUGCCGCUGGGCCCAGAAUCUGUUGCCCUGGACGUCUCUUUCCUUGGUGCGAAAGCUGUUUAUGGUAUCCCUGAGCAUGCGGACUCCUUCGCACUGAAAGACACGACCGACACAGAACCUUACAGGCUGUACAAUGUGGAUAUUUUCGAGUACGAAACACAAAGCAAAUACCCAAUGUACGGCUCGAUUCCGUACAUGAUUGGUCUUGGCGAAACAGGAAGCGCUGGCGUAUUCUGGCUCAACAGUGCGGACACCAACAUUGACAUCAAGAAAUCGGAAAGUCAGAUCCAGACCCACUGGAUUUCGGAAAGCGGAAUUUUGGACAUUAUCCUUUUUGCUAAGAAAACCCCGACCGAGGUUGUGCAGUCUUACAGCAAGCUCACGGGCCACUCCGCCCUACCAAACAUUUUCUCUCUUGGAUAUCACCAGUGUCGCUGGAACUAUAAUGACGAGGAGGAUGUUCUGGACAUCACGGCCAAAUUCGACGAGUUUCUGAUUCCGUUUGAUGCCAUAUGGCUGGAUAUCGAGUACACGGACGACAAGAAAUAUUUCACGUGGAAAAAGGAGCUAUUCCCAGACCCUGAGCGCAUGAUGGGCAAACUGGACGAGACAGGACGAACCCUGAUUGUAAUCAUUGACCCCCAUCUCAAAGUUGGCUACGAUGUCAGCGACGCGGUUGUUGACAAGAAACUAGGUAUCCGCAAAAACGACGGCUCGGAGUUGUACCACGGACACUCGUGGCCAGGCGAGUCUGUGUGGAUCGAUGGCAUGAACCCGGCCGCACAGCCGUUUUGGGAUAGCUUAUUUGCCAAUGGGUCGCGCCUGCUAGGGUAUGCUACCAACGCUCAUCUUUGGAACGACAUGAACGAACCGUCGAUUUUCAACGGCCCAGAAACUACUGCUCCUCGGGACCUAAUCCACUACGGUGACUGGGAGCACCGGUCGGUCCACAACGUGUGGGGACUUACUUUCCAUCAGAUGACAUACAAUGCCCUCAUAAAGCGGAACCCUAAACAGCGGCCGUUCAUUUUAACCAGAUCAUUCUAUGCGGGCUCCCAGCGCACCGCUGCCAUGUGGACAGGAGACAACAUGGCCAAAUGGGAAUAUAUGCGUGAGAGCAUUCCAAUGGUGCUCACCAUGAACGCUGUGGGCUUUCCGUUUGCGGGGGCAGACAUCGCCGGAUUUUUUGGCAAUCCGGAUAAAGAAAUGCAGGUCAGAUGGUAUCAAACAGGCAUUUGGUAUCCGUUUUUCCGUGCUCAUGCUCACAUUGACUCUCGCAGACGGGAGCCAUGGGUUGCCGGCGAGCCAUAUACGGGUAUGAUGCGAGACGCGAUCAAACUAAGAUACAGACUGCUGCCAUUGUUCUAUACGCAAUUCUACAAGCAUUCCGUCUCUGGAACUCCCGUGGUGAGUUCUCUCGCAUUUGACAGCCCUGAGAACCCAGACGUGUACGCCAUCGACGACCAGUUCUUUGUUGGGCCGCUGUUGGUGAAGCCUGUCACCAGCCCAGACACACAUUCCGUGAGACUUUACCUGCCAGACGACAAGCCAUACUACGAUUUUGAGUCGUUUGAGAAAAUUAGCGGGAAGGGCUACCAUGAGGUGGAAGCUCCGCUAGAAAAGGUGCCUGUCUUUCUUCGCGGUGGCUCGAUUAUGCCUUCCAAGGAACGGUACAGACGCUCGUCCAGACUGAUGAAAAACGAUCCAUACACGUUGUAUAUUGCUGAAGACGAGGGCAGAGCCACAGGCGAGCUAUAUGUUGACGACGGCGAGACGUUUGCCUAUCGGGAGGGAGAACAGGUAUUUGCCCGGUUUGAGCUGGAAGGAACCAAAAUCACGUCUACCGUUGAGAGUACGUACAACACGGACGUGAGGAUCGAGCGAAUCGUUCUUCUAGGCGGCCCCCGGGCCACGACAGCCACUAUCGAACAGGACGGACAAAAAUGGACAGCUGAAGUUCUCGACCAGGGUACUCACGUAGUAGUGAGAAACCCUAGACCUCUCGUUGCCAAGGACUGGACCAUUUAUCUGAGCUAG